ACUAUCCAUCAAUCACGAAGAUGUGUGAUGUAAACAAGGAAGUCGGUUGUGAAAUAGAAAGGGAGAUUUCAGCCUGUGAGGAGAUGACACGGAGCAGAGUUCCUGUUUCAUGCCUCAUAUAAGCCUACAGAAUGGAGGAGAGACACAAAAGGAUUCUCCAACGCAAUAGGGUCAAUCUCGUGAGAGACCUGAACCCAUCAGAUAUGUAUGAUGGACUUCUGUCAAAAGGAAUCUUUACUCAAGACAUGAUCGACGAGAUAAAGAGAUCAGGAACCAGACGAGACCAAGCCAGACAGUUGGUUCGAGACCUGGAGACUCGAGGGAGUCGGGCCUUCCCAGCUUUAAUAGAGUGCCUUCGUGAGAAAGGACAGCAUAGCCUGCCAGAUCUCCUGUUGGCGGGGGAACCGCAGAGCCAGCCUCUACCUCUGCCUGUCCAUGUCCGGACAGUUGUUAGGCCUUUGCCAGUUUACUCUCAUAUGGACACUGUGGUAACCCCUGUCUAUCCAAGUCAACCAGUUAGGCCUUUGCCUAUUACCCCUGUCUAUCCAAGUCAACCAGUUAGGCCUUUGCCUACGCCUACCACUCCAAGUUUAUCCCCUGAAAGGGAGUUUGGAAAACCCAGGGCAACAGGAAGAGUUAGACGUGACAGUAUUCAGAGUUAUAAGAUGGAUGCCAGCCCCUGUGGACACUGCCUGAUCAUAAACAAUGUCGAUUUUGAGCCUCAGUCAGAGCUGAAUAACCGCACAGGGUCCAACAUAGACUGCGACAAACUGGAGAGAAGAUUUCAAUCCCUUAACUUUAUUGUCCUUGUCAAGAGAAACCUGAAACAGAAUCAAAUAAGGCAGGAGCUAUCAGCUUUGUCCAAGAAGGAUCAUUCACAAUAUGAUUGUUGUGUGGUGAUCAUGUUAUCACAUGGGACGGAGGUAAGUCACAAUCGCUUCCCUGGUGCAGUGCUUGGAGUGGAUGGGCCCAAUGUCCCAGUUCAGCUCAUCACAAACUACCUCAAUGGUCAGAACUGCCCAUCCCUACAGGGCAAGCCCAAGCUCUUCUUCAUCCAGGCCUGUGGGGGAGGUGAGAGAGACACAGGCUUUGAGGUGACUCCUGACGAGGAUAGGCCUUGUAUUGGAGGAACAGAUGACCAGACGGACGCCAUGCCCAUUUCCUCCAGCAGUGACUCUCUGAGCACUCCGUCUGAUGAGCCAGACGCUAGGGCCACACUGCCCACACCCAGCGACAUACUGGUGUCCUACUCCACCUUCCCAGGUUACGUCUCCUGGAGAGAUACACAAGCUGGCUCCUGGUAUGUAGAAACACUGGAUAACGUCUUAGAAGACAAUGCUGCCGCUAAUGACCUGGUCACCAUGUUAAUGAUGGUAAACAAUGAAGUUUCACAAAACUCAGCCAAAGGCCUCUACAAACAGAUGCCUGGUUCCUUUAACUUUCUACGCAAACUUCUCUACUUUCAAGUCCUGCCCUGCCAGAGACCAAUCCAGGCAUGACGAAACUCUCAGGAAAUAUUUGUCUCUUCAUGUGCCAUUAAAAAAAAAGAUCCUCUAUCAAUGUUUAUUUGGAUAUGUGAACAAAAGGACCAAGAUUGGAAUUGAAUGUUUGUUCUUUUAAAAUGUUCUUUCUUUUCUUGUUUUUACACUCAAUGUUUGCUCUUACAAGAUUGCAAAAUCUUUGUGACAAUCAAAAACAUUGUAAUCAAUAAAAACCAAUGGUUUUCCUUGAAGCGCUCUGCAAAAUAUGAAUCGGUACUGCACCCUCUAUAACCACUGUGAUUAUUAGUUGACCCUGCUGGUCAUCUAUGAACAUUUGAACAACGAUUUGGCCUUAAUGGCCAUGUACUCUUAUAAUCUCCACCCGGCACAGCUAGAAGAGGACUGGCCUACCCCGCAGAGGCUGGUUCCUCUCUAGGUUUCUUCCUAUGUUCCUGCCUAUCUAGGAAGUUUUUCCUAGCCACCGUGCUUCUGCAUUUCUUGCUGUUUGGGGUUUUAGGCUGGGUUUCUGUAUAACCACUUUCUGCUGAUGUAAAAAGGGCUUUAUAAAUACAUUUGAUUUGAUAACCUUUA
Molecule: messenger RNA, 2072 nt
Organism: Salvelinus fontinalis (brook trout)
Lineage: Eukaryota; Metazoa; Chordata; Actinopteri; Salmoniformes; Salmonidae
Product: caspase-9-like
Exons: 11
Coding region: 132-1499 (455 amino acids)
Biological process (GO): proteolysis; apoptotic process; intrinsic apoptotic signaling pathway in response to DNA damage
Cellular component (GO): cytoplasm
Source: RefSeq, a predicted model, not a curated record